Drosophila serrata is the source of this 5092-nucleotide messenger RNA. RefSeq names its product whirlin protein dyschronic (gene dysc). Lineage: Eukaryota; Metazoa; Arthropoda; Insecta; Diptera; Drosophilidae. Gene Ontology annotation, cellular component: plasma membrane; cilium; stereocilia ankle link complex. Gene Ontology annotation, molecular function: protein binding. The record is from RefSeq and is a predicted model, not a curated record.
GUGUGCGAGUGUGUGCUAGUAUGUGUACUAGUGUGGGUGCCAAAUAAAAUAUUAAGCAAAUAAAUAUAAGCGACUCCGCGAGAACUCUCAACUCUACGCGACUCCCGAUGACGCAUUCGAGAAGAGUAGGGCAGAAGGUUAAAUUACACAAAACGUCAAAUCCAACGCCACGUACGACAGCGCAUUGUUCGGAGUCGCCAGUCCGAAAUUCGGAAUCGGAUAUAAUCGGUCGGGAUAUAAACUAAUAGAGCUCCCCGUAAUACCCAGCUCUAUCUCGAAAAAAAAACCAAAAAAUACCCAUAUAUAUUUGGAUAAAUAAUACAAGUUAAAAAGUGUUGAAAUAACUCUGCAGAAUCUCAAGCAAAAUAUAUUUCAAAAAUUUACUCAACCAGAAAAUGGGCUUAGCUCUCUUCUAACAGCGAGAGAGAGAGAGCGAGCUUGGGUUGAGAGAAAGAGAGAGUGGGGAGAGAGCGUCCUGUUCGCGAACUCACCACGAUAAAGUACAACAAAGGAGGAAAUACUUUCACUCUCGCCACAACGUGGCGGCAUCGAGAGGCAGGAAGCGCAUAAAGUGACAGACGGACGGACAGACGGACAAGCGGACAACGGCGCUGGCAACUAAUUCAAAGGGAAAACUUUUUGCAUGCCACAAGCAGCAGCAGAAGUAGCAACAGCAGCAGCAACAGCAGCAGCAUCAGCUGACUGGCGCAGGAAGCGCGGCAGCGGGACAACAACUGUGUUGCGGACAGGACAAGCGUCCGGUCCUGUCGCAAUCAAUUCAAUAGGAGCCUCCAAGCAAAACACUGGCCACGGACUCCGCCACACCACCAGCAACACACACUACAACUACUCAUACACACACAGGCAGAGAGACAGAGAGGCCCCAGCAAAACGGCAGUUUUAAUGUAUCCUUAGAAUUCCAAACAGCUCCAGCAGUGUAAUGCGCCUUGGGGCAGUGGCAUUCCAUACGACGGCGACCCCCUGACAAUGAGCGCAGCUGGCAACGACUAUGCCGAACUCUGUGAUCUUGGACCCUCGCGCUGGAGUGCUCGACCCUACGGAUACCAUUCGAAUGUUGCCGGCCUGGGCCUUGGUCCCACAUUGGGAGCCACACAGUCAUCCUCGAGCGUGCCCACGGGCGGAUCGGGUGGCCUUAUUUCGCACCACCGUACGGUGCCGAGCAGCUUCGAGGCGGAGGACAUUGGCUUGGCAUUCGGCAUGAUUAGUCCGCCGCCGGGCAGCGGACCCUACAUGGGAUCCUCAGCAGCGGCGGCAGCAGCAGCAGCAGCAGCAGCGGCGGGGGGUUCCCGUGUUGGCAAUAGCACCAGCUCGCUGCGCGGAGCCGGCGGUAGAAGCGGAUUAUAUUACUCGCCACCGGGCACCUCAUACACGAUCAUCGAGCGACCCCAUUCGCCGCACUACUACUUCAAUUCGGCGGGUGUGCCCACCAAGGGUGGCUCUCUGCCAGGACGUGGCAGUGCCUAUCUUAGCUCCUCACCAGCCAGCCACAUGGCUGCCGGAACGGCGGGCACAUUGCCCACCUCGACGGCGGCCAGUGGUCGCCAGCAGCAUUCGAGCAGCAAUGGGAAUAAGAAGCGACCCAUCUCGCCGGAGCAGGUGCUGCGGAUGUUCGGGGCCACGCAGUCGUCAUCAGUUCCUACGAGUAGCUAUCACUUCAGCAAUGGCGGAACGCGGGAUCGGGAUCGUACCGGCAGAAGGAGCCCGGCCAGCAGUCCGCCCUCCACCACCCACCAGAUCUAUCGUGAUCGGGAGCGGGAAAGGGAUCGCAGUGUCCCGAAUAUCCACGAACUUACGACGCGAACCGUGUCCAUGUCACGCGACCAGCAAAUCGAUCAUGGUUUCGGCAUUUGCGUCAAAGGAGGCAAAGACUCAGGCUUAGGCGUCUACAUCUCACGCAUCGAGGAAAAUUCGGUGGCCGAGCGUGCCGGAUUGCGACCCGGUGAUACAAUCCUAGAGGUGAAUGGCACCCCAUUCACUUCAAUCAAUCACGAGGAGGCGCUGAAGAGAUGUGUGCAGAUAUUGAAAUCGUCACGUCAAAUCAGUAUGACGGUCCGCGCCCCGCCCACGCUCAAUUCGGCCGCCCCGCUCCACGGCUUUGGUCCGCCCUCCCGUGACCCGAUGUACGCCUCCAUGGCACCCCCGCUCCAUCCCCAGAAUCAAGCAGCAGCGGCAGCAGCAGCAGCAGCAGCGGCGGCCGCAGCCUCCGGAGCGGGUUUGCCCUUCCGCCAGACCUGCUCCUGGAUGGAUCGUCAUGGUAGACCCGCCUCACCGCCCAUGGAGUACGGGGGCAGGCGCAGCGAGCGAAGGGAUCGGAUACGGCGAGUGGAGCUGCUGAUCGAGCCGGGUCAGUCCCUGGGCCUGAUGAUACGUGGGGGCGUGGAGUACGGGCUGGGUAUCUUCGUCACGGGCGUGGACAAGGACAGCGUGGCUGACCGGGCUGGACUGAUGAUUGGCGACGAGAUACUGGAGGUCAAUGGGCAGUCCUUCCUCGAUGUCACCCAUGACGAGGCAGUGGGUCAGCUGAAGUACCACAAGCGUAUGUCGCUGGUGAUACGUGAUGUGGGCAAAGUGCCACACUCCUGUACCUCCAUCGAAAUGGAGCCCUGGGAUGCCUACAGUCCAACGGGUACAAGGGCACGCCGAAAAGGUCAGAUUGCCACCAUGGUGGAGGAGAAGGCGCGAUCUUUGCUGCCCCGUCAUCACUUUGCAAGCCUUUCCUACUAUAUCGCUGAAUAUAGUGCGAAAGCAAUGACCAUAGAUGCCUUUGUUGCCGUCUUAUUAGAGAUGUUAGAUACGUACGAGAAGCACACGCUAGUGACGGAGAUAAGGGAACUGGUGUUCCCUGAGGAUCGCACGCGAUAUGACGAGCUUGUCUAUCGCAGGGAACGCGAUCCUUAUAGCGUGGACAGGCACAGGCGUAAGGGAGACCCCGCACGUGAUUUGCCGGAAUACGGCUGUGAUGAGCACAGAACUCGCCGGGGCAGCGAAACCCUUUUACCGGAAUACGAACAAGAUACGGAACAGGAGUUGGCCACAAAACUCUCACGGAGUUUCGAUAUGAAGGAGGAAGGCGGCACAUUGCUGGGCGAUAAAGGUGUACGAAGGCAUCAGUCCAUGCAGCGUCUGUCAGCGGAGCAGAAUGGUGGUUCAACGACUGAACAAACACAUGAACACAAUCCAAACGUCGUACCUGAUCAUAGAGGCAACUUACACAUUACAGUUAAGAAAACCAAACCAAUUUUAGGUAUUGCUAUCGAAGGUGGUGCUAAUACAAAACACCCGCUCCCUAGGAUAAUCAAUAUCCAUGAAAAUGGUGCAGCAUUUGAAGCGGGCGGCCUUGAAGUCGGGCAAUUGAUCCUGGAGGUGGACGGAACCAAGGUGGAAGGUCUACACCAUCAGGAGGUCGCUCGACUGAUAGCCGAAUGCUUUGCUAAUCGUGAAAAGGCUGAAAUAACCUUCUUAGUUGUCGAAGCAAAAAAAUCAAAUUUGGAACCGAAGCCCACGGCGCUGAUAUUUUUAGAAGCCUAACAUUUGCUUGCCCUGCCGGCCAGUGACCCAUUGGAACGCCAGAAGCUGGAGUUCCUCUACGAAUGGGGCAUCGAUUUAACGGAGACGCCAAAACCAAUGCCAACACCAAUACCGCUAACGAAAGCCAAGAAUCCGCCGCCACUGCCGCUGCCCCAUGACAGCAGCCUUAACAGCCACUACGGCGGCAGUUCGGCGAUCAGCAAUCAUCAACCUCAUCCACAUCAGCAUCCUCAGCAUCAGCAGCAGUCACACACCAGCAACAACACCACCAACACACAAGCAACACCAACAACGGGAGCAGCAGCAACUGCAAACAAGCAGCAGCAGCAGCAGCAGCAGCAACAGGUCAACACCAACACCAAAACGAACACGCCCACAAAAGCAUCGCGGGAGGCAACUCCCACCAGGGAGCAGCAUCAGCGACAUGCCACGCCCACACGCGACCAGCCGCAGCAGCAACACACGCCCACGCGACAACAGCAGCUGCAGCAACGCAACGAGCAACGCGAGCAACAGCGCGAGCAACGCGAACAGCAGCAACACCAACGCGAGCGGCAGCAACAGUUGCGAGAGCAACGCGAACAGCGCGAGCGGGAGCACCAACACGAACACGACUACGAUCACCAAGGACACCAUGCACACGGACACCAUCAUCGGGAGCAUCACGACUCCCACCACCAACACCAACACCAACAGCAACAGCAACAUCAUCAUCACCAACAUCAUCAUCAUCCUUCAUCGGCAUCACAGCAGCAACACCAACGCUACAGCAGCAGCAGCAACAGCUACAAAACUCAUAAUAAUUCCGUUUACCAGUAAGAAGAAACCGAAACGCAAACAAAAAACUCAACAACAAUGCAAUUCCAGCGAUUGGAGCCACGAACUAUUUUGGAAACAUUCUUUCAAACUGCAACAGCAAUUCAACCAGUAAACAGUUUAAUUGUGCUAACUUUUAUACGAAAACAAACUUUAAAUUCUGCCCCCCCCCUUGAGUCCCUCAUGCACGCCUCUUUCUACACUGCAAAAAAGAAAAACAAACCCAAGCGCUUGACAAAAGAUAUCUGAAAAAUUGGCCUGAAUUUCGUGCAACUAAAAAUGCUGUAACAUUUUUAUUUUUGGAGUGUCUAUCUAUAAAUUACAACAGGUUGUUGUAAUACACCAACGCUUAACUAGGCCCCCCUGUAGAAAUGUUUUACAAUUUAUGGUAGCUAAAGAGAUGCUCUGGACCAAAAAAAGGAAGGUUUGAAUGAUUAAAAAGUGAGUUUUUGAAAAACCCAAUUUAUGUUUCAUAAGUUUACUUUACGGAAUCAAGUUUAAGAUGCGACUUACUCUUUUAGAAAGCAAUUUUAUGUUAAAUACAAACAUUGUCCAUCAGUUUAAAUUUUUGUGAAAAAAGAUUUCAAGGUUUAUCUUUUGUCAUAAAAAUAAGACCUGAUGGAAAAUGAUUUCAUGUUUAAAUUAAAGUUAUCUUUAUAAAAAAGCAAGUCACAUCUUAACUAACUUUAAACUUUUAUUUCAGAAAUAUCAAUUGCAAAAUUUUAAC